UUAAUCGAUAAUACGUAAACAAUCGCUAGAAAACAAGAACGCUUUGAUGAGACCGCUCAGUGGCGCGAGCACGUCCGAACACGCUAGAACGCUCUAAGGCUUGAAACAGUGCUCGACCGACUGUCAGCGCUGACCUUCGGUCCUGACCGUCAGCGCUGACCGUCGGUGGAGAAAAUGCAUUCAGUGCUACGCUGACAUUGAACUGCGACGCGCGUGUACAGUUGUAAAGGAAAAUGAAUCCUUUUGCUGUAAAUGCUCUAAUAUGUGCACGCUAUUUUUUGCGCCGACGUCGAAAUAGAAGGCGGCGAAGAUAUCAUGUACAUCCAAUACUUGUAGAACGGUUACUUGAAGGUGAAUUUUGCAAACUAUUUUUGAAAUUGCAAGAAGACGAGGAAAAGUUUUUUGAUUAUUUCAAGAUGUCAAUCAGAAGUUUCGAUGAACUACAAGCAAGAUUACAUGAUACUUUGAAACAUUCGAAUAUGUUUCGAGCUUCUGUCCAACCUAUUGAAAGAUUGGCUGUGACUUUAAGAUACUUCGUGACGGGAGAGAUAUUUAAAGAUCUUCAUUUUAGCUACCGUUUGGGGGCUUCAACUAUUGGUGAAAUUGUAAAAGAAGUCUGUAAGAACAUUUGGAUUCUACUCCAUGAAGAGUGUCUUUCGAUACCUAAUUCACAGGAAGGGUGGCUACAAAUUGCUGACGGUUUUGAAAAUAUAGCAAAUUUCCCUAAUUGCAUCGGUUGUAUAGACGGAAAGCAUGUCAGAAUAAUUUGCCCUGCACAUAGUGGGAGUCUCUACGCUAAUUAUAAAAAGUUUUAUUCUGUAGUUCUAUUGGCUAUGUGUGAUUCUGACUAUCGCUUCACCUAUAUAAAUGUAGGAGCAUAUGGAACAGAUUCUGAUUCAAAUAUUUUUCGAAGAAGUUCAUUAUUUACAAAGUUACAAAACGGAGAAAUAAUAUUGCCUCCUCCAAAAGCACUACCUCAUACUACAGAACCCCUCCCGUAUAUGAUUCUCGGCGAUGCCGCGUUUGGUAUAUCGAACAAAGUUUUAAAACCUUUCGCGCGAAGUAAUCUGACACAUAAGAAAAAAAUAUUUAAUUAUCGAUUGAGCCGAGCUAGAAGAUAUAUUGAGUGUACAUUUGGAAUAAUGAGUAAUAAAUUUAAGAUAUUUCACAGACCAAUGAAUACUUCCGUACCGAAUACAAUAGCAAUCAUAAAGGCUUGUUGCGUUUUACAUAACUACAUUCGGGAAAGAGACGGAUACAGAAUACAGGAUACACUAACUGUUGUAGGCUUUCACGACCGCACUCAUAGGAACAUUAAUAAUAAUAUCAGAUCAGGUGACGCAAUAAGGGACAAAUUUGCCAACUAUUUCGUGUCACCUGAGGGUAGUUUACCGUGGCAAGAUUCUUGUAUUUUUUAAUUAAAUUAUAUUUUUCAACAGUAAUGAUGUUUUAUUUACUUACCCACAUCCUUUUUCUCAUUGUCAGACUUGUCGUCGAAAUCCGGAAUUAAUUCCUUACAAAUUUCUCGCCACGCACUUUUUUUUGCAUCGCGGUCUUUAUAAAAUUCAUUCGAUAAAUCCCAUAGUGCCGGACGAAGACGCACUUCAGAAAUAAGGCGCUCUGUGUCGAUAUUCAUUUUUGCAUUUGAAUGUACGUACGUGCGUCCGGUCGGUCGCUCCGUCAGCGAGGCACUGAACGCAUCCGUAGGAUCUCAUAGCUCGUCGGUCGACCGACGUACGCGCAACCGACGAGCCGGACCGACGGCUCGACCGACCGUACGCGCGUACCAAAUCACGCGCGUACCGUCAGCGUAGCUGUGUGCGCGUUCUAAGACUUGCAUAGAUAUAGCUACGCCGACCGACAGUCAGCGCUGACCGUCGGUCGAGCACUGUUUCAAGCCUAAGCAACUGUUCGCGCGCUCUUGCGCCGUUUACAUCAAGCGAGCGAGUAUUCUUAGAAUAUUCUAUAGAAUCUUUGCGAACGCACUAAGAACAACGAAAGAAUGCUCUACGCCUGUUUACACUAGAAGAAUUUGAUGUAGUGGGGAUAGAAUGAGCAUUCGCUCGUUUGAUGUAAAUCGGCCUUUACACUUCUUAAUGCAGUAGCAACAUAUUCACCAUACACAUCGAAUGUAUCCUUCUCUAUUCGUUCAUCCAUCUUUUUUUUCGCACUUUUCAUUAUAUCAAGUACUUCAUCCAAAUCAUUUGUCUUCUUUCUCUUCCUUGGGAAAUCAGGUGUAGCCGGUGUAGGCAUUGGUGAAUGCUCUGUUUCAUUUUCCAGAUCAGAGCUUUUCCCUAUUAAGUAUAGUAAGAUAUCAUGUAUAACAUUUUUAUGAUUUUAGGUUCCGAGUUCAGAGCAGGAAUGGAAACAAAUAAGUGAAGAAUUCAGACUAAGAUGGAAUUUUCCACACUGCAUUGGAUCUAUUGAUGGCAAGCAUGUUCUGAUUGGGGCACCACAUAAUAGUGGAAGUGAUUACUAUAAUUACAAAAAACAAUUCAGCAUAGUACUGCUGGCAAUAGCAGAUGCAUACUACAAUUUUAUAUAUGCAAAUUGUGGGGCCAAGGGUAGGGCGUCUGACAGUGGAGUGUUUCAGGAAACGCAGUUUUAUAAUGCAUUGGUACAAAAUUCACUUCAACUACCCUCUUUUGAACCAAUAACACAAGCCGGCCUAGAUAUGCCAUAUCUUAUCGUAGGCGAUAGUACGUUCGGUUUAGCAAAAAAUAUGAUGAAACCUUACCCUGGAGUCCAUGAACGUGGUAAUCCAAAGCGUGUAUUCAAUUAUAGGCUGUCGAGAGCUAGGAGGAUUAUAGAAAAUGUAUUCGGUGUUUUAUGUGUAGUAUUUCGCAUAUUCACUAAACCCAUACCUUUGAAACCUUCUAAUUGCGAACUCGUAACAUUAACGUGCACAUAUUUACAUAACUUCUUGAGACGCAACUCUGUUUCCAGAUCUUUAUACACGCCUCCACUAACAUUUGACUUUGAAGACUCAGAAGGAAAUUUGUUAGAAGGAUCAUGGCGAAGGGAACUUGGUACUUAUCCUAUGACAGAUUUCCAAAGGCGAAGCGGACAGGCAUCCCUAUCCGCUUUUAGUGUAAGAGAUCACUUUGCUGAAUAUUUUGUUAGUCCAGAAGGAAGUGUCCCCUGGCAAAAUAAUAUUGCCUAAAACGCUAACAUAUAUUAAAAAUAAUGUCACUAUACAAUUUACACUUUCGUGUGUCAUACUGAUAUAAAUAUUAAUAAACAACAAUUAUUAUUUUAUAAUUA
Messenger RNA from Cydia pomonella (codling moth), 3264 nucleotides. RefSeq lists its product as uncharacterized. The transcript is spliced from 2 exons. Lineage: Eukaryota; Metazoa; Arthropoda; Insecta; Lepidoptera; Tortricidae. The record is from RefSeq and is a predicted model, not a curated record. Bases 234 to 1418 code for a protein of 394 amino acids.